Molecule: messenger RNA, 1167 nt
Organism: Rhizophagus irregularis DAOM 181602=DAOM 197198
Lineage: Eukaryota; Fungi; Glomeromycota; Glomeromycetes; Glomerales; Glomeraceae
Source: RefSeq, a predicted model, not a curated record
AUGACUUUAGAAGGUUUAUAUGACAAUUGUACUAAUUGCAAACGACAACGAACUGCGGUAUUAUGGUGUAAAAAUUGCGAUAUUGCAUUCUUAAAAGAAAAUUUCCGCAGUUGGACCAGCGAAAAUCCAAAUAUAGAUGAAUUUAUUAGGCAUACUCAACUAAACGCUAAUGAGAGUAUGGACUAUCUUGAAUGGAUUGAUUUUGACCAAUUUGAAUUGAUCGAAAAUAUUAAUAAACGAGGUGCUUUCAGUUCAAUUUAUUCCGCAAUAUGGAUGGAAGGGCCCAGAUGGAAUCUGGAUGAAGAGGCCGAAGUUUGGACUCACAAUGGUCCCAUUAAGGUCAUCCUAAAACGAUUAGACAAUUCUCAGAAUAUCAGUCAAGAAUUUGUAAACCAAUUAUAUAGAUAUUACAAAUGUGUGCAAAAUGGAGCACUCGCAGAUUACUUUGGCGUAACUAAAGAUCCGACAUCAUGUUACAUGUUCGUUAUGAGAUAUUAUGAAAGUGGGAAUUUAUAUUCGUAUCUUGACGAAUCCAUGGGAGCCCUUUGCUGGAGAGAUAUUGUAGAUAUGUUAUUGUCAAUAUCCGCAGGUCUCAAUGUUAUUCAUGAAUCUGGUCUUAUUCAUGGACACUUACACGGAGGAAAUAUAUUAAUUGAAAGAAAAAUGAAUUCAAUUCAUGCUAAAAUCGCUGAUACUGGAUUACACGGACCUGUUAACAAACAAAUAGCGCAAAUUUAUGGUGUAAUACCCUUCGUUUCUCCAGAAAUAUUUGAUGGAAAUAUACCAACCAAAGAAUCUGAUAUCUAUAGUUUUGGUAUGAUCAUGUGGAUGCUAUCAGCUGGGGUACGUCCUUAUUGUGACAGACCUCAUGAUUCACAACUCAUACAACAAAUUUGCUCAGGCUUAAGACCAAGCGUUGUUUGUGGAACCCCCUCAGCUUUCUCUAAAUUAAUGCUACAAUGUUUAAUUGCUAGUCCAUCAAGUAGACCUACGGUAUCCCAAAUUUUCAAAUGUUUAGGAGAUUGGGUUUCCGGUUUAUCAAAUCAGUUUGAUGAUACCGAAGUUCCAUUCGCAAAUUUGGAAAAGUUAAGUCUUCGGUCUUUAUUAUGUCAUAAAAAAGCCAUCUAUUUUAGCCGUCCGUUAGAUUCCAUCAUUAUUCAGUAUUGA